Sphaeramia orbicularis (orbiculate cardinalfish) is the source of this 3007-nucleotide messenger RNA. Its product is annotated as photoreceptor outer segment membrane glycoprotein 2-like. Bases 1250 to 2332 code for a protein of 360 amino acids. Gene Ontology annotation, biological process: visual perception. The record is from RefSeq and is a predicted model, not a curated record. Gene Ontology annotation, cellular component: plasma membrane. Lineage: Eukaryota; Metazoa; Chordata; Actinopteri; Kurtiformes; Apogonidae. The transcript is spliced from 4 exons.
UUAUCUGUAAGAAGAUUAAGACGACAGGACGGCAGCAACAGGAACCUCACACUUCCACUUCUGUUGUAUUUGCUGAAGAAUCUGUGACCUUUCAACAGAGGAUGAUGGGAGUUUGGGUGCCAGACACGCGAAGCCGAGUAGCGAUCUACAGCUUCAAGUCAAGAAGUGACUGAAGCUCACUGUUGAAGUCUGACCUUCUUUCUCUUUUAGAGCUCAUUUUCUGGUUGUAUCUCAAAGUAGCCACCUGCAGUGUGGAUCUUAAAAUACUUCCUUAAGCUGCUUACGAAGCUCUGCAUCCUCAACCUGCAACAGGCCUGACCUCUGACCUUUGACCUAAUCAACACUGAGGACAGUCAACCUACAACUCAGAGGUGUGUGGUCUUCAUUCCAUGGUGGCGGGAUUUCGAUCUGAGUCCGAAUAACUACAAGCAAUAAGAACAAAACAGAAGCUUUCUGUUGUUCAGAGUCUGGACACUGGACAGAUGGGAUGACGGUCAAACCUAAACCAACCAAUCAGAAGGAGGGUUUUGUUCCACUGAGCUGUGUUUACAUGUAAACACAAUUAUCAGAUUCACUCACAUGUGGAAUAUUUAGGUUCAAAUGGAGAAGUGGAUCAGUGCUGGGAUCAGUAUUGGACUGCGGAACUUCAGUUUAAGACUUGAAAUAAACCAAGAAUUAUUGAGGACCAAUGAAUCUUCGGUACCAGUUUAUAAUAAGGGUACCCUCAUAAAUAAAUGGUGUAUAAUAACAUUCUAUAGGUAAUUUGUAACAGUUUUCUUUGGUCAAUUCAGACUCACUGUCGAUCUCAGUUUUACAGUUGUUCAGUUUACAUUAUCCUGUCUCCAGCAUCAUAGAACUAAUGAACACAAUUUGAUGCUUAAUAAGUCUUUUUACCCUCAGUGCUCGCUGCAGGAUAUUGUCAUCAGUUCAUCAUCCGUCGUCAGUCUGUUCAUAUGUGCAAAAACUUUGGCGUCGAUUGAAAGCCAAGGGUUUUCAAGUGCAGCCACAUUAUAUUUAAGUAUUGGAAUGAUGGACAUCUCAUUUGCUACAUUUGGACAGAUUUACCAAAGUGAACUAAGUCGUCGAAGUUGUAAAUAACAUAAACUAUCCACAGACUGAUAGAUUUUGUUAUUACCAGAACAAUGUUGAUGCUGCACCUACUGGACAUGAGUAGUGGUGAACCAUAAGGCAGUUGUCGGCCAUGUUGGUGUGCUUUCGGACGUGACACCCAUAAUUCCAGUGGUCCGCCAUGGCCGUUGGUAAAGUGACCUUCACCAAGACAGAGAGAGAGAAGCUGGCCGAGGUGCUCUGGCUGCUCAACUGGAUCUCUGUGGUGACAGGAGCGAUCCUGUUCAGUCUGGGCCUGUAUCUUAAAGUGGAGAUCCAGAAAUGGCAGGAGGUGAUGUUAGAGCAGAGCAUCCUCUAUGUACCUCAUAUGUUGAUCGUCACUGGUCUUGCCGCCUGUGGCAUCAACUUCAUGGGUGGAAAGAUUUGUCUGGACUGUGCAGACACCUACAAGUUCCUCCGCUGGAAGCUGGUUCUGAUGCCAUAUGUGAUCUGCACCUUCUUCUUCACCUCCUGUGUCCUUGCGGGGGCACUCAUGUGCUACACUGUUCGCAGUCAACUAGAGGAGUCACUGUUCCUGGGUCUGCGCAGUGCCAUGAGGUUCUACAAGGAUACGGAUACACCGGGACGCUGCUACCUGAAGAGGACCGUAGACCUGCUGCAGAUCGAGUUCCAGUGCUGUGGGAACACUGGGUAUCGGGACUGGUUCCAGGUUCAGUGGAUCAGCAACCGUUACUUAGACAUGACCAGCAGCAGCGUGGUGGACCGGCUGAGGAGUAAUGUGGAUGGGAGGUACCUGAUGGACGGGGUCCCGUUCAGUUGCUGCAGCACACUGUCCCCCCGCCCCUGCAUUCAGAGCCAGCUCAGCAACACCUCGGCCCACUUCAACUACGACCAGCAAAGCCAGAGUCUGAACCUGUGGAGGAAGGGCUGCCGACAGGCCCUGCUGGACCACUACACCGGCAUCAUGCAGUCCAUCGGACUCACCGUACUGCUCAUCUGGAUGUUUGAGCUCCUGGUUCUAACGGGCGUUCGGUACCUGCAGACGGCAAUGGAGAACGUCAUCCGACUUGGCGACCCUGACUCAGAGUCUGACGGUUGGAUUCUAGAGAACAGUUUGGUGGAAACGGCAAGAUCCAAUUUUGACAUCAUAAAGAAUCUAGGGAAGUGUUACCAAGUGGAUGACGACCCCAACAUCAAUGUACCGUCAGCUGCUGUUGAGCAGGAGGUACCAAGUAGACAGGUUCAGAAAUCAGAGAGCAGUUAACAUCCAGCCAAAGCAGGACAACUACUGAAAUUCAACCGGAACUGGGUGAUUAGGUCUGAGAACUCCACAGCUGAGGUGACCUGGUGUUUUGCAGAUCCAGGUUGUGCUGUUUGUGUUGAGUUGUCGGAGAUUAUAGACAGAAAUGAAGUUGAUAAGAGACAGAUGCCUUCAGAUCAAACUGUAACCUUAAAAUGAAAUCGGAAUGGUGCAUUAAGGUGCUCUGGUUUACCAAGUCAGAGUUUUCACCUGACAACAGUUUUACUUUAAGGUCCACCUGCUGGUAAAACCAGUCUUCUUGCAAAAGAUGAGAUAAGCUGGGAUGUGUGUUCUACAGAAUCAAAGUUCCAGCCUAACUUGAAUACUUCUGCUGUCAGUGUUACCAUUGCUGAGACUGGACCGGUGGCUAACAGUAGCUAAUCAGCCUCACCUCUGACAAAACAGAGUUUCUCACUGCUCACCUGCCAAACAGCAGUAGCAGUUAUUCAUCCACAUGUACAAUAUGUAUAAAUAUGUUUACUCAGUUCAGUUUAAUCCUGUAAGGUGUUGGAGAACAGUCUACACAGGUAGAUCCUACUGGAUAAGAGCAGUUCUACAGAAACGUCUCUAUUUUUAAUGAUUAAAUACUAUGGUGAGUGCCGUUUCUGGAUUGCAAAUGUCUAGAACUUAACAAAUCUC